AUGGAACCUAGCUUAUCUCCAAUUGGAAUGAAAAUGGAUGACUCUCAACCCAAGCUUAUUCAGAAUUGGCAUAAAAAUGGAGAGUGCCCACAAGGAACAAUCCCCAUUAGAAGGACUCAAAAUCAUGACUUUCAUCGAACUUUUCCAUCUCACUGGCAAGAAGGACAACAUUACUACCCCUUUGGGCAACCACUAGGUGAUCAUGAGUAUGCCUUUGUUUCUGAAAGUGGUAGUACCUACUAUGGAGCGCACACAUCAUUUAAUGUGUGGAAUCCUAAGACAGAGGCUAAUGAAUUUAGCUUAUCUCAAAUUUGGGUUAUCUCUGACGUAACAACCUUGAAUAUUAUUGAAGCUGGAUGGAUGGUGCAAGAUGUGGUAUUAGGUUACUGGCCUGGUUCCAUCUUCAUAGACUUAGCUGACAGCUCUACGAUAGUGACAUGGGGAGGAGAGAUCGCCAAUAUGUAUGAGUACAAUAACUUUGCAAGAUCUUUAUCUGCUUAUGUGGCUAGGCCUCUGCUUGACAAGCGUUUGAAUGCUAUUGGUCCUAGACCAUCAUUGAUUUCUCAAGAUUACUGGGAUUUAAUAUCUAGCAUGUGGGUUGGGUCCUGA
Messenger RNA from Camellia sinensis, 609 nucleotides. NCBI's taxonomy places the organism in Eukaryota, Viridiplantae, Streptophyta, Magnoliopsida, Ericales, Theaceae. The record is from RefSeq and is a predicted model, not a curated record.